Molecule: messenger RNA, 1312 nt
Organism: Hyaloscypha bicolor E
Lineage: Eukaryota; Fungi; Ascomycota; Leotiomycetes; Helotiales; Hyaloscyphaceae
Exons: 2
Coding region: 219-1178 (319 amino acids)
Source: RefSeq, a predicted model, not a curated record
GCUCAAGUUUGUUUAUAAUGGAAUAGUACGCUGCUUUGCAUGCCCGCCCCGAAGCAUGUCGGUUGCUGAUAGAACUUGGAGCAGAUGCCAAUGCCCUUACAUCUUGGCAGGGAAAGUUCGGCGACCAAGAUGCAGCCAUUGGCAGAGGGUGGUACAGAUCCGAUAGUGAGAUAACAGGGGAGCAAGUAAUCCGUGGCUGGCCCGCAUAUUCGACCCCAAUGCAUCUCCUCCUCGCCAUAGGAGCGCCCCUGAUAACCCACGGUCGAGGACUACUUUCACUGGGUCUUUCCGAUGGUGAUGAGAGCAUUAUAGACGAUUUCCAGAAUACGGUAGAAGUACUAGUCAUCUGCGGUAAAUUUGAUCUGUCACAACAAGACCAGUACCACAGGACGUCGUUCCAGGCGUUCACGGGGCCGUCGUCAAUAUUUAGCUGGCUAAGGCAACAAGAACUGGGACCCGGAUAUAGUUUUAAUGCAAAUGAAAUAAUGGAUAUCCUAUGGUGGGCAGCGGAAGAGGAUUGGUUGUACGGAUUUGAAUUGGUUCGUCAGCUCCUACCAGUAGAUUCCAUAACACCCGAACUCUCUCAAGCUCGCUUCCCAACUUGCCUUUGGGAGGAGGGUUUGACAUUAUUUCUGAUGUCAAGUUUCAACCUCGUUCUGUGCUUUAUUCUGGAUAGGGAUGUGGCUACCCUUGAUUACUGGAAGAACCUGACAACAGAGCUGCUUACAGCUGGCGCAGAUCCACAUCCUGUUAUUACAUAUUUUCAGGGUGAACGAUCAUACACUGCUCUCUUGGAUAUCCUUUUGGGCGCUCUAUCUUCGACCUAUGGAGAUCUUUAUUGGCCAAAGCGAGGAAUCGGAAGCUGGCUGGGCGUUCUUCAAAACUCAGGGGUCAAUCUCCAGGAAUAUAUCUCGAUUGAAAAGGAUAUGCAUGAUAAGGGUAUUGGAAUGUGGUUUUUUGAUAUUGACAUUGAGGAUCUGCUUGGCUCUGAAAAUUGGUGCAUGUUCGAGUUGUUGGAUAUGAAAAUAACGGGAAAUGGAGACAGCAUUCAUUUCCUGUUCGAUGACCUCUGGGCAACAACACCACUCGCUGCUGAGUUCUGGGAUUGGAUUGAAGAUGAAGAUGGUCUUAGAGAAGACUUUGAUACUUCCGAGAUACCUGGGAGCUGGACAGACUAGAGAGUCGUGUUUUAAUAAUAUGACCCUGGCUGGGAGGUUUGUCAACGAUGACAAAGUUGAGCAUGAGGUGGCGCCACUCGAUUAUUUCCCUAGAACUAUCGACCUAAAUCACAAGUGCAAUAUAUCACUCUGAG